CUCUCUCUUUACCCCCAUUAUACCUCUCUCUCUCUCAGCUUUCUUUCCUUUUUUCCUCCUCAAAUUCCCCCUUCUUCUUAUUCCUUCACAAUCCUUUAAGUUCUCUAAAAAUCAUUUGGUUUUUUUGUAGAAACCAACAAACAGAAAUGUUCACAGAAGGUUUGGACGAGUCUGCAAUUAACUGGAUCAAACAGGGGACUGAAGUAAAACAAUCAUGUAAUCCAAGAUCGCCAUUAUCUGAAAACUUUGAUGAUAGAUACUCAAUUCCCAGAUCUCCGUUAGCCACUUACACCCCAAAUUCACAUAUAUUACCACCCUUGAAAUUUCAUUCGGGUCUUCUAAAACCCCAUAACACAGUGAAAACACUUAGUAUAGACAGCAAUGAAGAUGAUUAUGAUUACGACUUUGAUGAUGAGAGUGAGAGUGUGACUUCAGCUUCAGAUGAAAUCGAUGGCCAUUACUCUGAACAAGAAACAUUGAGUACAAACGGAUGUGAAGUUAAAGGAGUUGGAUUAAACAAUCGACAUGGCUCCACGCUGAAUAGAGGAAUUUUACAAGAGAAUCUUAGAGUUGAAGUACCAGAAAAUGGUAUUAGGAGAUUUAGUGAGCUGGAGUUUAUGGGAAGUGCACAGAAAGCUACACUUUUGAGUAGUGUUCCUAGCUAUCUGCGUGAUAAAGUUCAACCACAUAGUGCAUAUGCAACACCUGUUGGUAGGCUAAAUGACUUAGGAACCCCAAGUGCACCACCCAUAUUGGAUAUUGGAGCAGAUGAAGAUAACUCUGAACAGGAAUGUGGAAGUGGAUUGAGCACUUCUGGAGGGUUGUCUGGAACUGAGCACAAUAAGAAAAAUAUUCCAGAAGAGGCUUGUCAUAGAAAUGAACAAGUUCUUUCAGAGACUGAAAGCCGAGGGGAAGAUAAAUCAACUUUUGUGGAAACAAACACUGUGCCCUCGUUCCAGCAAGGAAAUUCUGUGGGAUUUCCAAGCCGUUAUGAUACCAGUCAAAAUGGAUGGCAAGUUCUCUUGGCUUAUGAUGCCUGCAUUCGUCUAUGCCUAAAUGCUUGGGCAAGAGGAUGUGUUGAAGCACCGGAAUUUUUACGCGAUGAAUGCCAGCUGCUUCGAGGUGCUUUCUGCUUGCAGAAACUGUUGCUCCAACCUCGAGGCAUGCAGACAACAGAAAGGAUCAAUAAGACAAAUGGACAAACAUUACCCUUGAAAGUGAGAAAAUUAGUGGGGAAGGUUCGUGUGGAAGUAAGAAAGUUAAGAAUCAUACCAAAGAGGAAGCUUAAGAGCGCAAACUCAAUGCGAGGUGCAAUUAGCAUGCAGGCCGGAGCGGAAUAUGUACGGCAUGUUUCUUCACUGGUGAAAAAUGGAAUCAAUUCUCUUAAAAUUCAUUCAUCUCUGCUGACAUCCGAAGAAUCCCUGAGAUGCUUAGUUCUCCUGAAGAGUUCAAUGGAAGAUACUAAAUUUGAACCAAAUUCUGCUGUUAUGCUGCAGCCUGGAAGUGGUGAUCACCAUGACUUUUUCCCAGAGAACCAAGGAGAUGCUCUUUUGCUUGAAGUACAGGAUAUGAAGAGAAGUACUUUGGGUCGAACUUCAAUACCGAUCUCAGCCGUGACUGACAGCAGUAAUGAUAAGAUUCGCUGGUGGCCGAUUUAUCAUGAUGAUAAUGAAUGUGUUGGGAAGGUCCAGCUAUCAAUCAAUUGUACAUUGACAACUGAUGAGACAACACAAGUCAAGAGUGGACCUAUUGCGGAGACUCUUGCAUAUGAUCUAUUACUGGAGGCUUCCAUGCAUGCUCAACAAUUCAGUGCACGAAGUUUAAGGUCUGAGGGACCUUGGAACUGGUUACUGACAGAAUUUUCUCUGUACUAUGGGGUCUCACAUACCUAUACUAAAUUAAGGUACCUUUCAUAUGUCAUGGAUGUUGCCACUCCAACGAAAGAUUGUUUAGAGCUCAUUCAUGAGUUGCUUGUGCCAGUGAUGAAGGCAAGGAACGACAAAAGUUUAACAAGACAAGAGAAAAGUUUGCUUCUGGAUUGCGAAACAGAAGUUGGAAGUCUCUUGGCCACGGUGUUUGAAAACUACAAGUCCUUGGAUGAAAACUGUCCCACAGGUUUAGCAGACAUUUCAGCUCCUGUAGCAGAAACUGCAGCACCAGCACUUGCUCCUGCCGUUCAAGUUUACACUCUUCUCCAUGACAUACUUGCUCAAGAUGCUCAGAUGACACUUAGAAACUAUAUACAGAUAGCAGCAGCAAAGAGGUGCCGAAAACACAUGGUCGAAACUGAUGAAUUCCUGUCAACAAACUUAGAUGGCUUUGUCAUGGAUUCAGUAACAAUAACCACUGCUUAUUCGAAGAUGAAGAACCUUUGCUCCCGAAUAUCAAAUGAAAUCCAGGCAGAUAUUAAGAUCCACAAUCAACAUAUACUUCCAAGUUCAAUUGACCUUACAACCAUCACGGCUUCAGUUUACAGCACUGAACUGUGUAAGAGGCUCAAGAACUUUCUCGCUGCAUGGCCUCCAUCAAGUCCUUCUCUACAUGUGAAUGAACUUUUGAUUGCAGCAGCUGAUUUUGAGAGGAAUCUAGACACAUGGAACAUCAGUCGAGUGCAAGGUGGUGUAGACUCGAGAGGUCUCUUUCAUAGUUAUAUAAUGGUAUGGAUAGAGGAUUUGCAACUUCACUUACUUGAGCUUUGCAAGGCAGAAAAGGUGUUAUGGUCUGGUGUUAUUACGAACUAUUCUACUUCUCCUUUUGCCGAAGAAAUGUUUGAGAAAACCAAACAAAUGUUAACUGAGUAUGAAGUAGUAAUCAACCGUUGGCCUCAGUACACUGUCAUUUUGGAGAAUGCUGUUGCUAAUGUAGAAAGAGCAAUUAUAAAAGCCAUAGAGAAACAGUACAAUGAUAUCUUGACCCCACUGAAGGAUAGCAUUCCAAAGAAGCUCGGCAUGCAAGUUCAGAAAUUAGCAAGAAGGCAAUCAACUACUCUCUAUAGCAUUCCUAAUCAGUUGGGCACUUUCUUGAACACAAUCAAGAGAAUUCUAGACGUUCUACACUGUCAACUAGAAGACAUUUUGAAGUCAUGGGCAUCCUAUCUACCAGCGAAUGGAGAGAAGAAGUCCAAUUUCGGGGAGCAACUGAAUGGAGUUACGGUAUUACUGAGGACUAAAUACAAAAACUACAUGCAAGCAAUAAUAAUCAAGCUUGCUAGUAAUAUGCAAGCAAAUCGUUGCACACGUUUGCAAAGGAUUUUGGAGGAAACGAAGGAAGCAGAUGGGGAGGCUGAAAUCCGUGAAAGAAUGCAACUGUUGAAUUCACAACUCUCAGAUUCCUUAAGCAACUUGAAAGAAGUCUUUACAAGUGUAAUAUUUGUUGCAAUCUGCCGUGGAUUUUGGGACAAAAUGGGACAGAUCAUACUGAAAUUCUUAGAAGGAAGAAAAGAGAACCGAGUAUGGUAUAGUGGUUCUUACCAUGCUCUUGGGAUUCUGGAUGACAUAUUUGCUUCCCAAAUGCAAAGAUUGCAAGGAAAUGCUCUACAAGAGAAGGAUAUUGAGCCCCCUCGUUCAAUUGUUGAAGCUCGAGCUAUACUCUGUAGAGACACCAGUAACUAUCCAGAUUCCUCCAACUACUUGUAUUUCUAGGAAUACAACUGAGUUGGUCAUUCAUAUGCUCUUCCUAUACUUGUAUUUGUGUAUUACUAUUUCUUCCUGUUCAUAUAUUCUUUUGUAUGUAAAAUAUCCAAUUCUUUGUAAGUUGUCAAUCAAUAAGAGUAAGGCCAUCCUCGAAGACUUUUACCUAA
Molecule: messenger RNA, 3799 nt
Organism: Nicotiana tabacum (common tobacco)
Lineage: Eukaryota; Viridiplantae; Streptophyta; Magnoliopsida; Solanales; Solanaceae
Source: RefSeq, a predicted model, not a curated record